Anopheles maculipalpis is the source of this 1016-nucleotide messenger RNA. RefSeq names its product palmitoyltransferase ZDHHC23-B (gene GABPI). The record is from RefSeq and is a predicted model, not a curated record. The transcript has 4 exons. Bases 29 to 1009 code for a protein of 326 amino acids. NCBI's taxonomy places the organism in Eukaryota, Metazoa, Arthropoda, Insecta, Diptera, Culicidae. Gene Ontology annotation, cellular component: endoplasmic reticulum; Golgi apparatus. Gene Ontology annotation, molecular function: protein-cysteine S-palmitoyltransferase activity. Gene Ontology annotation, biological process: peptidyl-L-cysteine S-palmitoylation; protein targeting to membrane.
CAAACUGACCGACAAAACAGCCCGAAACAUGCUGCUGACGUUCCAGGACCGGCUACGUAUACCGUGGCGCGGUGGCGCAAAGCAAGUAACGUUCGACAGUGUCGUUACCCUGGUGAUACUGGUAGCAACGCUGAUGGCGACGGCAUAUAGCUAUUAUUUCUGUGUGCCCAUAUUUAUUCUGCUACCGCUGGUAUUGCUGUACAUGAAGCGCUUUUGUGGCCAGUAUCAUCCAAAGACAAAAUUCUUCAUCAUAUGGUUCUUCGGUAGCUGCGUGUAUCUGGUCGCACUGUUCGAGCUAACCGUACCGCUGCUGGAAAUCCUUCCCCAAGAAAACAUCAGCUUCGUCCUACUGAUGACCCUUGCUUUCCUGUGUCUAUUUAAAGCAAAGCAACGGGCGGCACAGGCCGACACGGCCGCCGGUAUGCUGGAUAUGGAUGGACCGAAUGAUAUUUGCAAACUGCCCAAAGAUACACAGGUCGUAAUGUUUUCCGAUCGAGACGAUUCGGACGAAGGGCUUACCGAUAUAGAGGGGGUUAGGUUGGCGUGUCAGCUGUGCCGGAAGUACGUCCCACCGCGCACCUACCAUUGUAAAGUUUGUUCGGUGUGUGUAGUGCGGCAGGAUCAUCAUAAUGUUUGGUUAAACUGUUGCAUUGGCAAAUCGAACCAUCGACUGUAUCUGGCGGGAUGCUUUUUUACGCUGCUGGCACUGUUGGUGUUUUCCAACCUGGCUAUGACGGCCGUUUGCCGACCGACACCAAUCUUUACGCUUUACGGUGUGAUUGUGAUGAUGCCCGACGAUUGUAAUGACAUCUUUUUCCAGUAUGAUAUUGCAUUGUGUUUCACGGGAUCGUUGUAUGCUCUGAUGAUGGCUGCAUUCGUAACCAUCGCCAUGCUGAAACAGAUUACUUUCAUUUCCUUCGGCCUUUCCUUCGACGAGUGGCGUCGCGGUGAUCACGUAAAACGACGGAAUUGUCUGUGGAAUUGGAAAGCUUUUUGCCUUGGUCAGUAGUUUGGAA